UUCCACGCACUUCCUUGGUUGUUUUUCUUCUGGAUGGUUGAUGUUGAAUCUUAAAUGAUAAGCUGAUGUUGAUGUUUGCUAUGUAGCGUGACACAAUGGACGAAAACAGUGGGGCUCCGCCUGAAUCAGUAAACCGCGCUUCAUGGGAGAAUUUCGAGGGAGAGAAUGGCAAGAUUAACAACCAUAUUUGUCACGAUAUUUCCUCUGGUGUGAAGGAAGAAAAUCUUUCUGACAACAGUGCAUUAAUUAGCGAUCCUAAAGCUCUCAGACAACCCGGUAAUUCUUCACUUAAUGGUGAGAAGAGCCUCACAGGAACUGACUUUAAGGAGAAUUUAGAUGAGAAAUCACAACAUUUGGAGACAUCGCCGAGCGCGAUAGAACAAUUUAAUCUUGAACCUGUAGUUGAUUCCUCGAAUCGUCUGGAAACGAGCGAUCAGGGAUUAGAUAACGCGUUAGGUAAUCGCGAAUCUUCUCUAAUAUCGAAUACAGGUGAACUGUCUACCGAAAAAAAUUUCAUUCAAUCAAUCGAUUUAUCGGAGCGCUCGGCAGAUGGUAUUGUGCUGAACGGAGAAAGCGAAUCACGCUUUUCAGCUGUCGACGAACCGCUUGCCGGAGAAAAGGUUAUUUCUUCAGCAAAAUGGACCACCUUUGAGGAUAGUCGUGAUAAAGAAUUGCACACAGAUGGAGUUGAAAGCAAAUCUGAAGAGUUAUCGAUCGACGAAAAACAGAAAAACUCGAAUAUAAACACACCCAGGACAACCCCGAACAUGGCGGCUUUUGAUUCCCAAGCCGCAGUAACCACAAAUAUUAUCUCCAAUUUGCCUACCGUAACCGACCCUGGUACCUUUGAGGUUCACUCUGCAUCAUUUAAUCAUAAAAAAAAUGGAGAAGGUUUAGCUUCGAAUUUGAAUUCUUUAUCUACGAGCGCUAUGCGAUCAGCUGUUCCUAUUGUCAACCAAGCUUCACCUAACGACAAUGGCGCCCUUCCCUUGUCUUCAGGCAGUUCACAGGAGCCCCGACCCAGCGAUACCUCAAUCACAAACCAUCUAAAAGGAACUGAAUGGGUCAGUUUUGGUGAGGAAGGGAAUUCCAAAGAAAACCAGGCGGGCAAAACAAGUGUAAGUGGGAACGAACAUGGUAACUUAGAAACGGCGAAGCGUCCUGUUGAAAACGAUCUUCGGAAAGGCGAUUUAGCUGUUAAUGACACAAAACAUACAUCAACCUCUACCGUUUUACGAGUAGAAAAGGAGUUGAAUGGAAAAAGUUCAGACCAAACGGCUUCAGUAAUUCCUCCCGUGUCGUUUACCUCGGCCGAAUUGGAUUUACUUGCGAGUAAAUCGUGGAUACAGUUCGAUGAGUCUAGCAACAGUAAGUCAGUGCUGCAAUCGAACUCAAGCGUUGUUCAAACAUCGUCCGCUUCUCACUCGUGGGUCACGUUUGGUGAUUCCAACAUCCCGGUAGGUCAGAAUUUAGACCCUUUAGAGUUGGAUGUUAGUAGUAAGAGCCAAUUCAGUCUUUCAACAUCGAGAAGCCCAAAUCCAUUCACAACGCUACCUCCUUCAUCAACAACCAAUCCUUUCAAGCCUGCUACGCCAAGUAAUUCAAAUCCAUUCCAGGCUGAUGCUACCGCUGUUGUUUCUUCAAGCCCUUAUUCUAUAUCAGGUCAAAGUCCAAUUUCUUCUUCAACACCUCUUACUGGUGUGAAAAAAAUGUUGGUCUCUGAGGGUAGUCUACAAGAGGCUGGUUUACCACCCACAGCUGAUUUGAACAUUCCCCAUGGUGUGUGUCCUCUCAGUAACUCAACACCAGUUGACAACAACCAGGCAGUGGUUGCUCAAGAUCAAGUUGAUGUAAGAUCUAAAGUACCAGUUAGUAAAACUCAGCAGCCUGCCCAAGUUUGUGAAGAGCCACUGCACGAGGAGAGGUCAUUGACCACAAGUGGCUCAUGGUCUAUGCUUCUCCGCUUCCCUGACAAGAAACGGAAAAUUGGAUCUCGUGAGUGGAAGCCAGUGGUUAUAAAGUUAGAGGGUACCACCUUACAGAUUUUUGAGGAGUAUGAAUUAUCAGCACCCUUCAGAGAGAUUCCUCUACAAGCAUAUUUUGUGUUCACGACACCAAAGUUGCAGUCCUUUGAACAUGGAGCUAAAGUUCAUGCAGUUAAGUUAGAGUAUGUUAAGUACUCAGAAACUAGAAGCCUACGUCAUCGUGGCACUGUUGAACAUGUGGCACAAGGAACACCCAUCAUUAAAGUGGCAUCUCCAAGUCACAAAGUCAUCAGAGAACUUCUUGAAUCUUUCAACAACUCUCUUCGUCUUCUUCCAUCUUACAGAGACAGAGGAAUAACAUACCGUCAUGAUGAAGUGUUUGUUGAUAUUGAAGAUGUCACAAAUGUUCUAUCAUCUGGUGAUGGUACCAUUCUAAAGAAGAAUUCAAAAGUUUUAGUCAAGUUUCGUGCUUUUCUUACAGGUGAUCCUGAAUGUCAGUUAGUUCUAAAUGAUAUUGUUCUAAGAGAACGAGAGGAAGCUCGUCUACAAUCCGAGGAAAAACCUCAGAGGGUUCAUCAUUGGGUGAAACUGCGUCGUUGUGAUUUUCAUAAGUGUGUCAAUGUCACAACUUUUGAACAAUCACAUGCUAUUACAUUUCAUCCAUUAGAUGCAUGUACUUUUGAGCUCAUGCGAUUUCCAGUUGACCAUCACAAGCCUUUACCUCUUCUGUUAAAGACUGUGUUGAAUGUCCAUAGUGAGCAAAGAGUUGAACUCAAAGUAGAAAUCCAAGUGUGUCAGGAAGCAAAGAUGGCGAAGUACAUUCGAAACAAUGUGAUUUUCAGAUUUCCCAUUCCAGAAACUUGGGUACCUCUUUUUAGAACAACAAAGGCGUUUAGAGGCGAGAAGUCCAUCAAAUCCAGUAAGGGGAACCGAGCUGCAGGAAUUAAGAGCAGACUAAGGAAUUCUAAGUGUUCCAUUGCUGUGUCUCUUGGCAAAGCAAAGUAUGAACCAGAAUAUGCAUCUGUGGUGUGGAGAAUUGAUCAACUACCUUUCAUCCACAGCAGAAUUCCAGCGGAUGCACCACAAACACUCACGUGUGUUCUAGAUCUGCCUCCUGGAAUGGAAUACCCAGAAAACUUCAAACCCACUGCAGAGCUUGAGUAUGAUGUGGCCUAUGUACUAGUUUCGGAUACCACAGUGAUUGCUGUUAAAGUAUCCAAUCAGAACAUUCCUGACAAAUGGGUCUGCUACAGGGCACUGUACCACUAUGAGGUCAACAUUGACAUUUCCAGACCAGCCUCUGGUCCAGUCAGAGAUGUCGGGUGUACACAGCAGUAGGAGGAAGCAGGACAAGAGUACUGUUCUCAGUUAUAUUUGGUCGGGUGAACGAAUUCUAAUGGAUGACAGUGUCAUAAUGGAAGGCCAAAUACAUGUCACCUUGGCCAUGGUUUGCGAUGAAUUGUUGAGUCUUACCUACAUAUUUUAUAUUUUCUGUUGUUGCUGUACUUUUUUUGUUAAAAGAAUGGGUGAGGAAUAGCAACUCUUAAAGAAACUGCAGGAAUAUCAUAUUGUUUUCAGCCAUUUUUAAGUAACAUUUUAGAGAAUUUGACUUGAAAUAGUUUGGUAGUGUGGAAAAACAUCAAAGAGAUAAAAAUUUUCUGAAAAGGAAUGAGAGUGUUCAUAGAUGGAUAGGAUAAAUGCAGAUUGCCAACAUUGAACCCAAAGCAUUCAGGUUUUUUUUUUAUUAGUUUUAAUUUUUUUUGUGAUUAUGUGCAAACUGUGCUGUGGCUCUGGUUAGAAAAACAUUUUUAUUUUUAGAGUUCAAUCCUGAGCCAAGUUCAUAAGAUUUUCUUGAGCAGCUCUGCCUUCUUUCUGUUUCAUUCCUUUUUUUGUUUUCAAUUUUAAGAUAGGUGUAAUCCAUAAUGAUGGUGACAUGAUUAUGGAGUUCACCUAUUUUUUGUGAGACUCUUUCACAUGCUCUUUCUUUUUGGUUUAUAUUUUGGCUCAAGUAUUGACAGCUGCUUUCUGUUCAGGAAAAUCUUUCCAACAGUGUAAUUAACAAUUUCCUAAAGAAACUGUUGUGUCAAUCAAAUGAAUGGUCUCAAGUCAAGUGCUAAAAAUUGCAUGUGGUAUUGCAUUCCAAUUUUUCAGGCUAGAAUAUCAAAAAUUUGUUGCUUAGAACUUGUGGCUUGUAAACUUGCCUGUGAGUAAUUAAUAAGAA
Molecule: messenger RNA, 4206 nt
Organism: Pocillopora verrucosa
Lineage: Eukaryota; Metazoa; Cnidaria; Anthozoa; Scleractinia; Pocilloporidae
Source: RefSeq, a predicted model, not a curated record